This is a messenger RNA of Mytilinidion resinicola, 1656 nucleotides long. RefSeq lists its product as uncharacterized. Bases 1 to 1656 code for a protein of 551 amino acids. NCBI's taxonomy places the organism in Eukaryota, Fungi, Ascomycota, Dothideomycetes, Mytilinidiales, Mytilinidiaceae. The record is from RefSeq and is a predicted model, not a curated record. The transcript has a single exon.
AUGACGGGCUCUGGCGCUGUAGACGGCAUGGCGGACGGACCGGACGACGAUGACAUCGAGGAAGUACCUCGCGAGGAUAUAUACAAUUGCGACACCCCACAUGGGCAGCAGGAAAAUACAGCGCCACUACCGUCGAAACGUAAGGCAAGCACAUCAACCCCGCCGACUUCUACCUCCGCUUUCACUGGACUGGAUAUCAUCGCGCCGCAGGGGAGAAUGAAGGGAGCACCGUCUAAUAAGCGCCCUUGCUCCAGUGGGAUCUCUGCUACAUCCGACAGCAACGACCGUACAGUCGUAGACGAGAAGGCCUUGCGGUCGCAAGAUCCAGAUACAAGCUCAAGGACGCCGCCGGACUUGAAGAAGGGCAUUCAGCAUAAAGCUACUGCUGCAAGCCAGAACAUAUUCGGUCUUGAAUAUCAUAACGCUGACGGAAAGGACUCAGGAAAUCUUGUCGAGACCUGUGCGGCUAAAGACAUGGCAGACCAACACCAACUCAUCGAACUCACCACAGUGCUACGGGAUAUCGCCUUUUCUUUUCUUGAACAUAGAACAAGUAAAGACCGGAAAGCAGAUGCCAUGAAGUUUAGACAGCUUCUUGGUGAAAUUGGAGUUAUGGAACCAAGGGUUCACGAUGCCGUAGUCGCAGGCUAUGAAACGACUUUCUUGAGUCUUCCCCGUGAGAUUCGCGACGAGAUCUACAAACUGUCACUCGUCGCUGUUGUUAAAGAUCAGCAGCCACGUAUCUCUUUCGAUCGCCUCACCCCUGAGAGACUGAAGAUACUGAAAGCUCGGAAGGGAGGACUGAUACCGUUCAGCAAUUCGACACUUCUCCGUGAAAGGGGCAUUGUGGUGAACCUUCUACAUACUAGUCGACAAGUCAAACUUGAAGCGGAAGAGAUCUUCUACAAGUACAACGGCUUCUCAUUUCCAUACCGGUUCCACAAAGAGAUCGACGACGGAUGCUCGCUCCAAAUGUUUCACUUAAUCUUAUCGUCAUCUGCUUUCGCCAACAUUCGAAGCUUGAAACUAGGACUCAGCACAUUGGACGGUCCAAGAUGGGAAGAGAAGUACCCAAAGCAUCCGCAGGCUCUCAAAUCUGCCGAGUUAGACUAUCUCAAAGAAAUCGAUCCUCAGCACCGGAUCGAGUAUGCGCAGAUAUGCCAUACUCGUGAUGGUAUUGUUGCGGAUAGGAAUCUUUGGCUUUUCGCGACUUGGGUGAACAAGCUCGAUCAUGUAUUCAAGAUGCCAGCUCUCAAAGACCUGACCAUCGCAAUGCGAGAAAUGGAUCUUUGGAUCUAUGACGACCGCGAUAUCCCUGGAAUCAAUCCUAGGAGGGCAGCGACGCAAGUUCUGCUGACUCGGAUGAGAGAUCGGAAGAAGAGUGGGCUUGGCUGCAUCCUGGUCAGUGUCGAUGGGGGGGUCAAAUUGUUCGAGAUGCCUGGACUCUGGAAACCAGUACAGCGCGGGCACAUAUCUCUCGAGGCAACUACGGAGGACUGUGACUUGAACUAUUCGGUUGACAAGGACUGGAGUCACUCGGAUCUCACAGAAUCGGAAGGUCUUUCUUGGAUUGGGACGCCUAGGCCCAUCAAUGAUGUGACCCUACACCGGAAUGGCGAAAGAUUUAGUUGGCAUUAUCGUACCAGCCAGCAAUAA